AGGGACAUAGGUGGUCCUGUCCUGUGAUACGGGUUCAUGGCCCGUUGGAUUUCAGACCGAACGACACGUGGAGUGCUGCUAGAUCUGCUGGACAUAUGCGUAAUUUUCAGACUCCUGGGGUGCCAAACCCUAACUUAAAGUGCGGCGGCGGCGACGGCGGCGGCGCGCAUACCAGACGGGUUAGCAAUCUCAACCCAAAAAAUGAGAGAUCGAUGGCUGCUGGAGGCGAGGUGCUGACGCCUCCUGAGUUCGCGACGGAAGAGAUGGUUCCUCCCGAAGCAGAGAUCCUGGGGAUGGAGAUUGCGUCCCUGGUGAACUUGCUGAGGGAGAAGCAGUCCGAAGUUCUUUCGCUCGAUCCUGGGACCGUGAGGAAAAUCAGGUCCCUGAGGAGCGAGAUCGCGUGCCAGAAGAAGGAGGUCAUGGCCGAUCAGGUGAGCAUGGAUCCGCCCAACUCCGGUACGCAGAUGCAAGGCGAAUCAAGCGCGGAGACGCAUGCGUCGAGGAUGAUGGACCAAGGCAAAAAAUCAAGCUUUAGGAUGGUGCUGGACUGCGAUGAGAAGGGUAGGCCCAACUUGUGCAAAUAUUAUGAGAUGCUCGAAUGUGAGAGUGCGAAAGAGGAAGACGAGGAGAUGACUGCGGAGGGUGUAAGGAUGCGUAACAAAUUCCGUAAGGAGCUAUUAGAGAUGGAACUUGGCUUACGCAAGUUCCGGGAGCAGAAUCAAAAGGACGCACUGAGGUGCGAGCAAGACCAAAUUGAUACACCGAGCUGUUACACAAUGGACGUGACCCCCUUCUCACUUCAGGACGAGGCAGAGGAGAUUGAGGAGGCGGAGGAGACAGAAUCCACAAAAUCAGACAGGGAGGAGAUAGAGAUGGAGGAUAAGAUGUUUGCUUUAGAGCGUAAAGGCUGGGAAUCUGCAUGGGGAGACGACUGCGGUGACUUCCAAGACAGGACCUUAUUGAGUCCUAUGCUCUUUACACAUUGCACGCCGGGGCUGAUCCCGUACGCUGCUCGCACUGUGAGCACCUUGCAAAUCUACUCCGUGAAGAUUGUUGGAACAGAUGGAAAGUUGAAGUUGCCACUCAACGUGUAUGGGAUCGUCGCUGCCCGAGAUGCCGUGGACUACAACCGCAACAUUCUCUUCUCCCGGCGAAGGGAAAACUGCCAAAAAGUCACUCCAGAGGAUCCUUUUUUGCGCUUGACUGGCCCGUCCCGUGCAAUUGUGGCUGUGGACCAUGUUGAUUUCGAAGUCCAACUGAAAGUGAAGGGCUUAUCAAGGUCUCGCGACAGAGCAUUGAUAAGUCAUUGCUUUACUUACGCCGGUGGUUACAAUGAAGGUUUACAUACCACAUUCUUCAGCAACUGCUUUUGCACGGUAGAGUUGAGCUAUGAGCGUCUUACAGAAACAGUCCAGGCUACUAUCUUGAGUGCGCGUGUUGUUGAAGGGACGCCUUGGCCUUUUAAAUAUGGCGGCCGGAUUAUGUGCUCCUCGCCACCACAGGAAGUUACGGACUCGCUAGCCAGGCAAGUUGUGUUGGUUGAUUCUCAUUGUUCUGAUGAUGGCGGAGAAAUGCCAAUGGGCUCAGAUGGUUACCUUGAUCUGUCAAGGCAUGUUGUUUCUGUAGAACUUGAAGAAAGCCUGCAAUUUGUCAUACAAGCCUACUCACAGUCUGGUGAUGCUAUUGCUAGACAAGGUAGUGUCAAGUUCAGGACCAAAUACUGCAACAUAAGUCAAGCGAUAUGUGAGAUUGGUGACUCUAAGGUGGAGAUAACUGUGGCUUGGUCCCAACUUCUUAAGAACAAGGGGGACAUCCUCUUUGAAGGACAUGUUUGAUGGCUCUUGUGCCGUGGAUGUUCUGGAAUCUGGACUGCAGAAUUAUUUGUCUUUGAUUAGUAAAAUCUGUCCUGUACCUGUUGCCCAAUUUUACCUGUUUUUGUCUUGCAUGUGGUUUACAAAACUGCAUAAUUAUUCCUCUUUGAUUAGUAUUAAUUAAUCUGUCCCAAUUAUUUGUA
This is a messenger RNA of Hordeum vulgare subsp. vulgare (domesticated barley), 2014 nucleotides long. RefSeq lists its product as uncharacterized. The transcript is spliced from 3 exons. Bases 96 to 1835 code for a protein of 579 amino acids. The record is from RefSeq and is a predicted model, not a curated record. Lineage: Eukaryota; Viridiplantae; Streptophyta; Magnoliopsida; Poales; Poaceae.